UCCUAAAUAACGCAGUGCAGCAGGCAAAGUGAGCGCGCGCUCCGGAUCUUUUCCUUCCUUUCUUUUUUUUUUAUUCUCGCGACUUUACGCAAAUUUUCGGCAACGCAAAAAAGAGUAAUACAAUUCAAAAAUUCACAGUAAAAGUUUGGCGGAUUCGAGACGCAGAUCUUCAGGAUCUUAUGGGAAAGAGCUCCACGCAGCGCGCGCUCACGGCCGGGGGACUCGCGAAAGCGCGCUCGCGCCUGCUGUCCACGCGUUUCUUUCAUGUAUUGGAAAAAUGAGAUUCUGUCCCCUCUGUCCGAGGGAAAUCGAGCUCUGUCCGAGGGAAUCCACUCCCAACAGUCCCACUCCGACGGCGAAUCCCAGAGGUCGGUGAUGGAGAAAGAGGAGCCACGCUGCUCUCCCAGUCCUCCGUCCACGCCGUCGAUCUGCUCGCCCACAUCCAGCGCCUCCGCCUCCUCCGUCCCUUCCACCGGCAAGAACGUGUGCGCGAGCUGCGGCCUCGAGAUCCUCGACAGGUACCUGCUCAAGGUGAGAAGGAAAAGUCAUGGCGUCUACAGCUCGCUACAGACCCCCCCGUGCACGAGCUUGAGCUUCUUCUUCUUCUAG
Molecule: messenger RNA, 609 nt
Organism: Silurus meridionalis
Lineage: Eukaryota; Metazoa; Chordata; Actinopteri; Siluriformes; Siluridae
Product: LIM/homeobox protein Lhx6-like
Exons: 2
Coding region: 265-609 (114 amino acids)
Source: RefSeq, a predicted model, not a curated record